Molecule: messenger RNA, 1131 nt
Organism: Komagataella phaffii GS115
Lineage: Eukaryota; Fungi; Ascomycota; Pichiomycetes; Pichiales; Pichiaceae
Product: Protein of the endoplasmic reticulum, required for GPI-phospholipase A2 activity
Exons: 1
Coding region: 1-1131 (376 amino acids)
Biological process (GO): GPI anchor biosynthetic process
Cellular component (GO): endoplasmic reticulum membrane
Molecular function (GO): hydrolase activity, acting on ester bonds
Source: RefSeq, a predicted model, not a curated record
AUGCUGAAGAGACAGUGUAUAGCCUUUGCUUUCAUAAUCAAUUGCAUAUUAGUUCUGGGCUCACCCGGUGAUAGACUUCCCAAGUUCAAAGAAUGUGUGAAGAGAUGUGAUAUUCUAACGUGCGGGAAUUCCCAAGGAUUCAACAAUCCCUCUAAGCAAGAGCUAAGGAGUUGGAAGAAAGAACAGCUGAAAGAAGGAUUGUUUCAAGAACUACCCCUGGACUGGUCUUUGCAACUACUAGGGUGGGAAUGUUUUCCAAAUUGUGAUUAUCAAUGCCAGAGAUUGGUUACAGAGGAUCGAAGAGCCAAAGGAGAAAAAGUACUACAGUUUCAUGGAAAAUGGCCCUUUGUUCGGGUAUUUGGAAUCCAAGAGUUCUUCAGUACAGUAUUUAGUAUCGCCAAUUUUGUCCCCAACUACAGAGGCUAUAGAAUGUUGAGGAGAAAUUAUAGAUAUGAACAGGUGAAGGGGAAUACCGAAAUUGUCAAUUUAUUGUGGGGUUAUUUGAUCAUAUCAUUGGUAUCACUGGGAGCUUGGACUUUUUCUGCUAUUUUUCAUUUGAGAGAUACGUGGACCAGAGAGAAACUGGACUAUUAUUUUGCCGGGGCCACUGUCUUGAGUGGAUUUUAUGGGAUAUUUUGUCGAGUCUUCCGAUUGCACCAAAUCAAGGCUAACACCAAACGUCGUUUAUUUGCCAUUUUUUUGAUUUGUUGUUACAUUGGUCAUAUCACAAGGCUUACAUUAAACUGGUCUUAUACAUACAAUAUGCAAGCGAAUGUGCUGUGUGGGUUUCUACAGAAUAUAGGGUGGACCUACCAAUCACUUAACACGUUUGUGUAUCAGAGCGAAACAAAGAGGGGAAGUGCAAGUAAGAAACACAUAGUAAAAAGGAUAGCAGACGCAUUGCGCAGAGAUUUCGCCAAUCCUGAGGUUAAUUGGACUCUCCUCCCGAUUGUGUUGGUAACUUCUGUAUGUUUUGGGAUGUCAUUUGAACUGCUCGACUUUGCUCCUCUGGGCGACUUGUUAGAUGCUCAUGCCAUUUGGCAUUUUGUUACCAUAUGGCCAGCGUACUACUGGUAUCCGUACAUGAUAAAAGAUAUUAACUACAACAUAAAGCAGUCCAAACUCAAAUAG